Messenger RNA from Daktulosphaira vitifoliae (grape phylloxera), 1499 nucleotides. RefSeq names its product probable serine/threonine-protein kinase DDB_G0272254. Lineage: Eukaryota; Metazoa; Arthropoda; Insecta; Hemiptera; Phylloxeridae. The record is from RefSeq and is a predicted model, not a curated record. Bases 452 to 1498 code for a protein of 348 amino acids. The transcript has 3 exons.
UUCGGUAUCGCAUAGCGUCCGGUGAGCAGCGGCACACGACGGCAACAGCAGCAGCGGCACCAGUACCCGACGGAAGCAUCCACCGCCACCGCCGCCCGCAAACAGCAGUAGUCGGUGCGUCAGUCAGUCGGCGUACGUCGCGUUUAUCGCACUUGUUAUCGUCGCCGCGCCGCCGUCGUCACCGUUGAAUUCGGACCGAAGGCACGUCGUUCAUUUUCGUAAUACUACCCCCGAAAACUGUUUCCAAACCGAUUGUUGUUUUUUUCAACUGAAAUAGUGAUUUGCGUCGAGAGAUCAUUUUGUUUACGUCGUCGGUAGAUGUUAAAUAAAUUUUUGUUCGCAAUUCAUCUUACUAUUUAAAAUACUUUACAUUGAAGACAUUCAUUAGCGACAUGUCAGUGCCAAAGGAUUCGGCCGAUGUCGUAUCGAGCACCCACAGUUACUUUGUGUAAUGUCAUCAAAACGCAAGUCGCCGCCAUCCAAAUUGCUUGAGAGUACAAAUCCCGAAACGAAUAAGACGGAGCAGCUGCAUUAUCCCGAGAACCAUUGCGACGAUAUGGAGACUGUAACAGACAGAAAUUGUGGCAGCCCAGUCGUGGCCAGCAGUCCACCUUCUGUAGCACAGCCGAUCGGUCACAGCAGUGGUACUUCUUCGCCGCCCUCGUCAGACUGCAGCGACACCAGCAACAACGGUCGGUACGCCAUCAAUUCUUCAUCGCCUCGGUCACAAUCCAACAAACGGCAACGCACCGAAAGCCCUUGCGGCAACUCUGCGGUAGACGGUAAAUCACCAUACUCGUACGGCGGCCGACAGCAAGCAGGUUCUGCCGGGUCGUCGCCACCCCAUCAACCACAGCAGCAAUUACCCCAGUCACAUCUAGCGUCAUUCCUGUCGCUUAACCAUAACGCGUUCUACGAGACAGCGGCUGCAGCAGCCGUUGCAUACGAACGAGCAUUUUUGGCCGCUGGACAACACGGGCCCCCUCCAUUCCAUUUGCUUGAUGGUAGCCAGACAGCAGCCGGUGGUGCCGGAUCACCAUAUUUCGAUAUCGAGCAACGGCUUCGAAAAGGUGACGAAUCCGUAGCCGAAAAAUUGGCUGCGGCGCAUUUGAUGCAUCUCAACAACAACACAUUCAUGCACAACCAAAACAACAACAAUAAUAACAACGUUAUGUCGUUGGCUGGACCUGCCGCCAAAAGGACUAUGGACGAUGUACUGAAAAAACUCUCUUCCAAAAUGCAUAUUCGAGACGAACAACAAAGUCCAAAUUCUCCAUCCAAGACCAACAACCACAGUAAAUCCGAUCCCGACCACGGAGAAGACGUCGCCGGUCAGCCCGGACUGGAUCUCCUGCAGCAUCUACAAGGUGACACUUCUACCAUCGUGGAAAAGGAACGAAAACUGUCUGAAAUGAUUCUGCAGUUGCAACUGUUCAGAGAGCAGCUCCUCACGCAACAGGAUCAUCCGAACAAGGUAAACACAAAGCUUUUUUAUUAAG